Messenger RNA from Xiphophorus couchianus (Monterrey platyfish), 3953 nucleotides. RefSeq names its product glutamine--fructose-6-phosphate aminotransferase [isomerizing] 1. Gene Ontology annotation, biological process: fructose 6-phosphate metabolic process; UDP-N-acetylglucosamine metabolic process; protein N-linked glycosylation. The transcript has 19 exons. Lineage: Eukaryota; Metazoa; Chordata; Actinopteri; Cyprinodontiformes; Poeciliidae. The record is from RefSeq and is a predicted model, not a curated record. Gene Ontology annotation, molecular function: L-glutamine:D-fructose-6-phosphate transaminase (isomerizing) activity; carbohydrate derivative binding. The coding region runs from base 111 to 2159 and encodes 682 amino acids.
CAAAACGGUCACUGAAGGAGGCGGUUCGAGCUCAGGGGGCGAGGCUAACUGACAGGCGUCCCCAGCUUCCUUAGACCUGAGUAGCUGAAUCUCACAACAGCGCUGCAGUCAUGUGUGGAAUAUUUGCUUAUCUCAACUACCAUGUGCCAAGGACACGCCGAGACAUCCUUGAGAUCCUCCUUAAAGGUCUUAGACGCCUGGAAUACAGAGGCUACGACUCGGCAGGUGUCGGCAUCGAUGGAGACGACAGCAAGGACUGGGAGACAAAUGCCAAGACUAUCAAGCUGAUCAAGCAGCGUGGAAAAGUUAAGGCACUCGAUGAGGAGAUUCACAAGCAGCAAGAUCUUGACCUGGAUGUGGAAAUUGAUGUUCACAUUGGCAUCGCUCACACCCGCUGGGCAACACACGGCGUUCCCAGCCCUGUCAACAGUCAUCCACAAAGAUCAGACAAGAACAAUGAGUUCAUUGUGAUUCACAAUGGGAUUAUUACCAACUACAAGGACCUGAAGAAGUUUCUGGAGAGCAAAGGCUAUGAAUUUGAGUCAGAGACAGACACUGAGACCAUUGCCAAGCUGGUGAAGUACAUGUAUGACAAUCGGGAAAGUGAUGACAUCAACUUUGCCACACUGGUAGAGCGUGUGAUCCAGCAGCUGGAAGGAGCUUUUGCCCUGGUUUUCAAGAGUGUCCAUUACCCCGGAGAGGCAGUUGGCACAAGGAGGGGAAGUCCUCUCCUGAUGGGAGUGCGCAGUGAUCACAAGCUGUCCACCGAUCAUAUUCCAGUGCUCUACCGCUCCUCUGGAAAAGAGAAAAAGAGCUGCAGUUCCAUGCCGAGGACAGACCAGGACACUUGCCUGUUCCCAUUGGAUGAGAAAGCUGUGGAGUACUACUUUGCAUCUGACGCAAGCGCUGUAAUUGAGCACACAAACCGGGUGAUCUUCUUGGAGGAUGACGAUGUUGCUGCCGUGAUGGAAGGCCGACUGUCCAUCCACAGGAUAAAGCGCAGGGUGGGGGACUACCCGGCCCGCGCCAUCCAGACUCUGCAGAUGGAGCUACAGCAGAUUAUGAAGGGCAACUACAGCUCCUUCAUGCAGAAGGAGAUCUUUGAGCAGCCGGAGUCUGUGGUGAAUACCAUGAGAGGAAGAAUCAACUUUGACAACAACACAGUUAUACUGGGUGGACUGAAGGAUCACAUCAAAGAAAUCCAAAGAUGUCGGCGACUAAUCCUUAUUGCUUGUGGCACCAGCUACCAUGCUGGAGUAGCUACCCGCCAGGUUCUGGAGGAGCUUACCGAGCUGCCCGUCAUGGUAGAACUGGCAAGCGAUUUCUUGGACAGAAACACCCCGGUCUUCCGAGACGAUGUCUGCUUUUUUAUCAGCCAGUCAGGGGAGACCGCCGACAGCCUCUUGGCUCUGCGCUACUGUAAGGAGAGAGGCGCGCUGACUGUUGGCGUCACCAACACGGUGGGGAGCUCCAUCUCCAGGGAGACAGACUGUGGAGUCCACAUUAAUGCUGGCCCAGAGAUUGGAGUAGCCAGCACCAAGGCCUACACCAGCCAGUUUGUGGCUCUGAUCAUGUUCGCGCUGUUGAUGUGCGAUGACAGAAUUUCCAUGCAGCCCAGACGCCGUGAAAUAAUCCAGGGCCUGAGAAUUCUUCCAGAUCUGAUAAAGGAGGUUCUCAGUUUGGAUGAUGAGAUCCAGAAGUUGGCGACCGAGCUGUACCAGCAGAAGAGCGUGCUGAUCAUGGGCAGAGGCUACCAUUAUGCAACAUGCUUGGAAGGAGCACUGAAAAUCAAGGAAAUUACCUACAUGCAUUCGGAGGGUAUCCUGGCAGGAGAGCUGAAGCACGGUCCAUUGGCUCUAGUAGACAAACUCAUGCCCGUUAUCAUGAUCAUCAUGAGAGACCACACCUACACCAAAUGCCAGAACGCCCUGCAGCAAGUCGUCGCACGUCAGGGUCGCCCCAUUUUGAUCUGUGACAAAGACGAUCACGAAACCAUCAAAAACUCUUCCCGCACCAUCAAAGUGCCUCACUGUGUGGACUGCCUGCAGGGCGUCCUGAGCGUUAUCCCUCUGCAGCUGCUGUCCUUCCACCUGGCUGUCCUCAGAGGAUUUGACGUGGACUGUCCACGAAACCUGGCCAAGUCGGUGACUGUAGAGUAACGGCCCCCCUCCAUCACCUGAUGACAGAAACCUGGCAGACACACGUUCAAACACUGACAUCAAGGGAGCAUCCGUAUAGAAAAGAGAAAACUACAUCUUGUUUGGGUUGUCACUUUUUUUUAUGCUUUUUUUUUUUUUAAUGCAACAUUUUAGGCGAGCCUUGUGAAUAUCACUGUCUCAUUUUAUUUUUGAUUCCUUAGAUUCUUUGGGCAUCCUUGUCAAAUUACUGUCAGUGAAGAUUUGUCUGGGCUGGCAUCUUCGUCAUAUUGUGUCGUUUUUUUAGAUUUUAGAUAUCGGUCAUUGGUGAGCAAAUGGUUACGGUUGUGUUUAGAAAGUUGUGAGCAAGUUUUGUUGCCAAUUGGUCUCUGCGGGAGCUGAUCUUUCAAGCUGUUGACUCCGAGUAGUUACUUUAAAGAGCUUCCUGGCUCAUUUUCUCUUUUUAGUGCAAUGAUUUGUAGGUUAGUUGGGAUAACUUUCCUUGGCAGCUAAUGAUUUAAAGCUCUUUACUCGAUUGCUGAAGUAAACCAUAGACUGGAAUCAUUCCAAGCCGUAGGUCAUCGCUUCAUAAUUGCAGCUCUGUUUUGUGUCCGUUUCCCAUCUCGGACUUUUCUUCUUCUUCUGAGGAUGUGGGAGUAGCACCGCGAGUUGAACUGUAGAAAAAUGCUUUUUUUCCCCCUCUCCCCUCCUUUUGUAUGUUACAGAUUCUCAUUAUGUAAUAGUGUGGAUACAAUAAUAUUUUCCUUUCUGUUGCCUUACUGAGAUCUUGUUACUGACUUUUGUUUUUAAUUGCAACUAAAUGAAGUGAUGAAAACGUGGCUUAUCUGAAGUUGAAGCUCUCCUGCCACCAUGACAGUGGCCAUUGCUUACGGGGACCAUUUUUUUUCUUUUCUCCUUUUUAAGUGAUUUUGUUUUAUUGUUAAAAUGCAGGGUACUUUAUUUUAUAAAGAGAAUGUUACUGAUUCAAAUAUCAAACCAAAAAUCUGUGUAACGGCUUUGAUGAUCACAAACCAAAACAUGUAUAUUUUAUGCUCAGCCACUGUGUUUUGUAGCAAAGCUGGGUUUUAAUGUAUGAAGACAUGUUUAGGCCUGUAAUGAAGACAGUUUACGUAGCGCAAUCAUCAUGUUGUGUUUACUGAUGCAGAACGUCAUACAUGCUUUAUGUGUUUGUGAGCCUUGGUGUUUUUGUUCUUUUUUUUUUUUUUCCUUCAAAUGCCUGGGAAAUAACGACACUCGCACAGUUCCAACAAGCAAUGAAGUAGAAAUGCAAACUUCAGGUUUGAAGAUAUUAUCACCUUUACAAUCAAGCCUUAACGGGUCCUGAGCCAGGAAAAAAAGGGGAUAGAAAACUGGAUUAUAUUGUUGCAGGUAAUUUUAUAACCCUUAUCUUUUUUUUCCCCUCUUUUUGCGAGAUGAAAUGACCACAGGGACGCUAUCAGAGCUGAUGCAAUAAAGUGUCUGAAUUUAUUUGGUUUAAAGAUGCAAUCCAGUGGUGCAAUUUUAUUUUAUGAAAUGUAAACUGACAAGCAGGAGGUUUAAGCUGAUAAAUCGACGUUUAUAAACUCGAUGUGAAUGAACCAAUUUCUGAGACAUUUAUGUCUCCGAAUAAAUGUAGAGUUAAACUGAAUGACCCGAGCCAUGACGGAUGCUAGUAUCCAUGGCAAAGCUGAAGGAUAGGCUGAUGAUUAUUUUUAGAAGUAUAACUGGUAUAAGUCAAUUGUGUUCCAUCUUAUUGUUUUUUGUGCGCAUCUGCCCUCUUAGAAUGAAUAAAUGCCAUAUUCUGCUUGUAUCACCUGA